This is a messenger RNA of Acipenser ruthenus (sterlet), 1721 nucleotides long. RefSeq lists its product as uncharacterized. Lineage: Eukaryota; Metazoa; Chordata; Actinopteri; Acipenseriformes; Acipenseridae. Gene Ontology annotation, biological process: interleukin-15-mediated signaling pathway; positive regulation of ERK1 and ERK2 cascade; T cell activation. Bases 16 to 1611 code for a protein of 531 amino acids. The transcript is spliced from 12 exons. Gene Ontology annotation, molecular function: MHC class II protein binding; protein tyrosine kinase binding. Gene Ontology annotation, cellular component: external side of plasma membrane; membrane raft. The record is from RefSeq and is a predicted model, not a curated record.
AACUUCACUGGGGGAAUGGCAUUAUCUUGGUUAGAAAGUGAGGGAUCGGGACGCUGUGGCGGGGCUCUCUUGGUGAUAUUGGCAGCCUGUUGCGACCUGACCGCUUUGAACGGUGUUGACUGGGAUGAGUGUGUGGUGACUCAUGUCGGGGCGUCCGUCACCUUGCCUUGCUCUGAUUGGUCGGUGGCCGGCACGCUGCAAGCCCAUUGGCUGUGGAAGCCGUUGUCUGGGGAAUCGUGGCUUCCAGUCGUCUCGGCCAGUGAGAGGCUGGCUGACAAGGAGCUGAGCAGCUCAGGGAAGUUCUCUCUGACCUUCAGAACCGGGUUCCAGGACGCUGGACGCUACAUCUGCCAGGGGCGCAGGCAGGAGGGCACCAGCCGCCCCUCCGGCAGAGUUACCCUGCUCAUCAUCGUCAGCGUCACAGGCAGUCCCAUGCCGGUCCCUACAGACGGCACCCUGCGGCUGAGUGCGAGGGUCUCCGACCAGACCGCCAAAGUGUCCUGGAUCUCCCCCAAGGGAACCCCCCUGCACUGCCGGGAAGACUUCUCAGGAUCCAUCCUCGCCAAACUGCCCCGGGUCACCUGGCAAGAACAGGGCAAUUACAGCUGUCAAGUGCUGGUCCCAGGGGCCCCGGGGCGAUUCGUGUUCAACUACACCGUCACCGUGAGAGACUCCAAGCUCGCGGACUUCAGCAUGACCUUCGGUCUCCAGCGGUCUGGCGGUGCCGUGGCUCAGUCACGCGUGUUGAUCCCGUGUGUCACGUGGCCUGGCUCAGACCUGGUACUUCUCUACUGGAAGGACCCAGACGCGCGGGAGAUGGACCGAGUCUUUGAGUUCGACCUCUGGAGGCGGGACCUGGUGAACAAGAAGCAGCCUCGACUCCAGUUGGCUGAGUCCGACCCCGCCCGCCACGGCAAUUACUCCUUCCUGUUGACCCCUGACCUGGAAGACAACGGGGUGUACAGGUGUGAGGUGUUCAGAGACAGCGAUGUUUACAUCCAGAGCUUCAGCCUCACAGUGCUACAGGUCUGGGCUCUCAACACCUCUGUGGGUCUCAAGCUGAACUGUCUGUAUCGGGGGCCGACGCGGGUCACGGCUGGCUGGACCUUCCAGAACCGAAGCCUCGCGGUCAGUUCCACUGGACCGGGCUCUCUGUACACCGAGAUCACCGUCAAUCGGAGCCACAGCACCCCCUGGCAGGGCAAAGAGGGCAACUACAGCUGCACUGUCGCCGUGACUGGGCAGGAGCGUUACACCGCCGUCUACGCUCUCACGCUGCCCCCUGCUGGAGCGACUGGCCCUCUGCUGCACCCUGCUGAGAGCUCCAGGACCCUGCUGGGGUUACUGGGAGCAGCUCUGGGGGCGCUGGUUUUGGGAGUGGCCGGGAUUCUGCUGUGGUGCAAACGAGGGGCCUGCCAGCGGCACUCAGGGAUCCGCAGACACCCCGCCCCCCCGAACGCAGAGCAGGACAAUCUGUACGAGAACCUGGAGGAGCUGCGCAAGGAAGUCUUCACAGGAAGUGACCCGCACAGCUCUGUGUACAUGGACCUGAGGCCCAGCGAGAGAGACGUCUACAAUGAGCUGGACAGAUACCAAACCUGUCCUCGGUGACUCUUCACUGUGCCUGGAAAUGAAUGAGAAUCAGCUGUCAACUGUACCUCGAAAUCAGAGACGCUCUGCUCCUCUCUCAACUGCACCUCGAAAUCAGUGACACUCUGCCC